UCUCUCUGCCUGUGUGUGCGUGCGUGCGUGCGUGAGUGUGCGCAGGCAAGCGAUCGAGCCAGUGAGUGAGAAAGCGAGAGAGAGAGAGAGAGUGAAAGGGGAAAGGAAAGCAAUCGAGAGGGAGAGAGCGAAUCGGAGUGAGAGUGCAAGACAAAGCUAUGAAAUUAAUCCGAGCUAUUUGCCUCCUGCUUCUUUGUCCAGCUUUGAGCCUCAACACUAGACAAGGCUAUGAAGGGCUGGAGCAGAAGCUGAAGGAGGUCUUCACCGAGCGGACUGGCAUCAUGCGUCAACUCUCCAAGACUUCAAAGGAACUGGACAGCAUAAAAGGCAACCUUCAGACACUGAAAAAUGACGACUCCGUGGCCAAGACGGAUGUCCUGAAAAUCCUGGCGCUCAGCCACAAGCAGAGGGAAGAGAUGAAAUCCCUCCAGGCUGCCUUGCAGAAGCAGCUGGUCGAGGCAACGGAGCAAGCCGAGAAACAGCAGGCCACAAUCAAGUUCCUCAAGAUGGAGAUGGAGAAAAAGACCAAAAUAAUCAAGGACCUGCAACAGGAGAACAAGAGCUUGAAAAAUAAACUGCUAUCUGGCAACAAACUGUGUGAUGUCCAUGCAGAAGAGUCCAAAAAAAUCCAGGCUCAACUGAAAGAGCUGCGGUACGGGAAAAAGGAUUUAAUUUUCAAGGGACAGCAGCUAAUGGAUCUGGAGCACAAGUUAACCAUUGCCAAAGAAGAGCUGGAAAAGGCCGCACUGGACAAGGAGUCUCAGUUGAAGGCACUGAAGGACACAGUGCACAUCUGCUUCUCUGCUGUUCUGCACAACCAGCGCACCAGCAGCCACAGGUUCCCCACCACCACAACCCACUUGUUCAGAUACUCCUCGCUCGUCAACAGCUCCAGAGUCACCUUUCAGCAGCCACACGCCAAGGAUAUCCCGAAAGUGCAGAGAAUCAUCACAGCCAGUAAAUCGCCUGCGAACAUUGGGGUAAUGAGGAGAGAAAGUAGUCCCGGAGUCAAGGACUGCCAGAUGGAAAAGAUUGGCGGGGGUUGCUUCCAAAACCAGACGGAGACAGAAUCUUCUCCCGACAGUAAAAAGCUGCUUGAACAGAAGCAAAGGCCUGCAGCGCAGAUCGGAAAAUCAAAUGCAAAGCCCUCAGAUGACAGGGAGGAAGUAGAGGGAGGCAGCAAAAACACAAAACUACACAAAAACAACUGAAUGGAUGGGAUGUCAUUGGAGAGGCAGAAAACCUGCGUUACCUGGAGAUCUUUUUCAGAGCACAUACUUGUGCCCACACACACACACACACACACACACACACACACACACACACACACACACACACACACACACACACACACACACACACACACACACACACACACACACACACACACACAGAGACACACACACACACACAAACACACACUCACAGAUACACACACACGCACACGCACACGCAGACACACACACACACACAGAGACACACACACGCACACGCAGACACACACACACACACAGACACACACACACACACAGAGACACACACACACACACACACACAGAGACACACACACACACACACACACACACACAGAGACACACACACACACAGAGACACACACACACACACAGAGACACACACACACACACACACACACACACACACACAGAGACACACACACACACAGAGACACACACACACACGCUGUUUGCAAAAGAGACACAGGAAUUGUUGGACGAAAACAAACUUCUCAAACGUGAAAUGUUUAAAUUUUUCGAUUGAAAACCUGCAUAAUAAAAUGGCAUGCAUUCUAGACUUCUUUUAAAGGUAGCAAUGGCACUGGUAACUUGUUUUAUGACUGUUCAUUGUUUUUUUUCAGAGCGAGGACACUCCUUUCUACAGUAAAUGUGUGUUAUUUCUAAUUAAAUCCCUCUGCACUGGUGAGGUCAUGAUAUUCUGUAAUAUAAGUACUCCAAUUAACAAAAACUGCUGUAACACCAAACUUACAAAAAUGGUUUGUCACUCAUUGUAGCAAGGUUAAUUUACUAUCUCCUCCAUAUUUUGAAGUAUAUCGGCUCUCAAGUUGGCUGGCCAACUUCUGUCAACAUUUAAUAUUUCAGAGCUCUUUCUGCCUUUAACAUGCUAGAGGUGAAGAGCCAAAGACUCACAAUGAGUCGUCUCCCUGAGAAUGUGCCAUGCACUGAGUAGUUACUCCUAGCUACAUUUAUCUGUGUUAUUUGACCUUUCUUUCAAUAAACUGUGAUUUUCAGUACAUUUGUGAAGAUUAAAUGGAUAUUUGUGGAGAAAACGAAUCGACUGGUCUAUUUUUAACCUAUAGUUGGAAUAACUAUUGUCACAUCCUGACCAUAGAAAGCCUGUAUUUUCUAUGGUAGAGUAGGUCAGGGCGUGACAUGGGGUGUUUAGUCUAGUUUAUUAUUUCUAUGUGGGGUUCUAGGUUUAUUUUUCUAUGUUGGUGUUUGUAUUGAUGAUUCCCAUUUAUAGGCAGCUGGUAAUCGUUGUCUCUAAUUGGGGAUCAUACUUAAGUUGCAUUUUUUCCACCUAUGGGUUAUGGGAUAUUGACUAUGGAUAGUUGCCUGUUCGCACUGAAUUGUCGUCACGGUUCGUUUAUUCUUUAUUGUGUUUUUGUAUUAACUUAAGUUUCACUUUCAUUAAAAUAUGUGGAACUCAA
Salvelinus fontinalis (brook trout) is the source of this 2686-nucleotide messenger RNA. Its product is annotated as leucine zipper protein 2-like. The transcript has 12 exons. The coding region runs from base 159 to 1211 and encodes 350 amino acids. Lineage: Eukaryota; Metazoa; Chordata; Actinopteri; Salmoniformes; Salmonidae. The record is from RefSeq and is a predicted model, not a curated record.